UAUACGGCCAUCAAUGUGUUCCUACGACUUGGGACGGGACAUGUGAGAUGCUCGGUUGAAUUUAUCUUUUAGUUUUUGUCCCGUUGAACCGUAAAACCUGGGACAAGAUGCACGAGCGCUGUCUGCCCGCGGCUCCUAACUGGUACUGCUCCCGGUGCAGUGAUGUUAGCGAAGCGGGUUUGUUCGGGUUUGGAGCCAAAAACACGAUUUAUCUGGUUCAGGUGUCAGCCUCCAGUUGCAGAGUCACAGGUGAGCUGUUGGGCCACAAAGACUUGGUGUCCAGUUUCAGCUUCUGUCAUCACUCAGGACAAACACACAUCUGCGUCAGCUCCUCCUGCGAUGGGACAGUCCGAUUCUGGGACACAGAAACAAAAUGCCUCCUGAAGGAAACCUCAGUUCAUCAGAAGCCUGUGUCGGCGGUGCACUGGUCUCCAGCGGAUAAAAACCUGGUGUUGUCUGGAGAUGAGAAAGGUGUGGUUGUGUGCCACUGGUUCAACACUGGGGACAUCAACACCUACUUCCCUGAACCUCGAACCAUCUUCUGCCUGAGCUGCUCCCCUCACAACUGGAGCCAUGUGGCAGUUGGGUACAAAGAUGGGAUGAUUGUGCUGAUUGACAUAAGUAAAAAAGGUGAAGUUUUGCAUCGUUUGAGAGGACACGAUGAUGAGAUCCACUCCCUGUCCUGGAACCCAGAGCCUGGAGAAGGCGCCCUCUACGGCAGAACUGAGGACACUGAUGCAGGUGGCAGUGUUUGGGGAGAGGGCUGUUUGUUGGCCUCAGGAAGUAGAGACCAGACUCUGAGGAUCUGGAGCACCGACAGAGGCAAAAGUGUGAUGAUGCUGAAGCUGCCGUAUCUGAAGAAAAGGGGGUCAGUGAUGGAUCCUGGAGUGAAAGAGCGACUGUGGGUCAAUGUUCACUGGCCCAAAGGACGGAGAACACAUGUCAUAUCCAGCUGCUUCAGUGGUGAGUUGCUGCUGUGGGACUUGCUGAAGACGGGGAAACAGAAGUGGAGUUUGUUUGGGUCGAGUUCAGAUGGACAAAACCACAACAGAAUUGUGUUCAACAUGAGCUCCGUCCAAACACAAGAACAACAGCUGCUCCUCUCCACCUCCAUGGACAGAGAGAUAAAGUGUUGGGACAUGAGCACGCUGGAGCUGUGCUGGACCCUGCCCUCUCUGGGGGGCUUCGUCUACUCCCUCUGCUUCUCUCCGCUCGGGUCUGGGAGUCUUGCCCUCGGAGUUGGAGACAACCUGAUCCGUGUCUGGAACACGCAAAGCUCCAAACUGUACGACACACGCUGCUUCUGGCAGGGAAUCAAGUCCAAAGUCACCGCCUUGGCAUGGCAUCCACAGAAAGAAGGGGCACUGGCGUUUGGCACAGACGACGGGAAAGUGGGAAUUUAUGGCGUCUUCUCCAACAAGCCGCCUGAGAUUUCAAGCUCCUAUCACAAGAAAACGGUUUACACUUUGGCCUGGGGUCCCCCUGUUCCACCGCUGUCAUUUGGUUCCUCAAAGGGAAAGUCUGCCUUCAGUCUGUACAGCUGUGCAGGAGAAGGCACCGUUCUUCAACACGACCCACAUCAACUCAGUGGAGAAGCAUUCAAUAUCGACAAACUCAUCAAAGACACCAAUAAUAUUCAGCACAAACUGCCACUGCACACAGAUCUUAGCUGGAAACCAGAUGGAAAAGUUCUAGCCAUUGGCAACGAGGAUGGUUGUAUAGAUGUGUAUGAAGCCCCCAGUCUGAGACUCCUGUGUAGUAUCCAGCAGCACCAUAAGAUCAUUAAUUGUCUACGCUGGCACCACGGCCUCCACAGCCCCGAGCUCAGCGGUCUACUCGCCUCUGGAUCCAGCAACGCCAUAGUCUACAUCCACAACCUCAAACAAGUACUGGACUCCCCAGGGGACAGUCCAGUGGUGAUCUCAGAGCCCUUUCGGAGACUGUGCGGACACACCGCCAAAAUCACCGGAAUGUCCUGGAGCCAUCACCAUGACGAUCGCCUGGUGACUGUGAGCUACGACGGCACUGCCCAGGUGUGGGAUGUCCUGCAGGAGGCGCCGGUGUGUAACUAUCGAGGUCACCAUGGAAACCUGCUAUGUGUGAACUGGUCUCCUCUGGAUCCAGAUGUGGUUUGGACAGGAGGAAAAGACUUCACUGUUCAUGAGUGGAGAGUGUCCAAGCAAGAAUUUGAUAAGCCACCCAAAGGGAAGAAAAUGGUUGAGCUCAAGGAAAAAAAGAAGAAAAGCAAAGCCAAGAAGUCGUCAGCAGGUGGCGCUGUUGUCAAUGGAGAGUCUCCUACAUUUGCAGUGGCUUUAUCUGAAGAAGAGGAGGAUGAGACCAGCUCCACAAACGGCUCACUGCCUCCAAUAGCCCUCAGUGAAAGUUGGAGAAAACCUCCUUCUGCUGUGAAGAACAAAGAAAAACCAGAGUUGAGUAUGAAAAAGAAGAAGCCUCGUUCUAUUCUUCCUCUGAGCACGUCCAUGGACCAUCGACCCAAAGACGAGCUGCUCCAGGACUGCACCACUCUGGCCUCAGUCACACACAGCGCGGCCCCUGCAGGCUGCAUCCCGGGACAAGGGGAUCAUGUCCAUUUGGGUUUAUUCUCAGAUCGUGAGGCUUUGCACCGAAUGUUUGAGGCAGAAGAGGAGGCCCAUCUUGAGGCAGGACACUUCGAAUCUGCUGUUUAUCUGCGACUGUGGAGUGGUGACCUGCAGGGGGCACUACAGCUGGCCACAGAGAAAGGAGAGCUCAGUGACCACCUGCUUUCUCUCGCUCCGAUGGCUGGAUUCUGUGUGUGGAGUGCAGCCGUGGACUCGUAUGUGAAACAGCUGUGUCUCCAGGAGCAGUUUGUGAAAGCGGCGUCUCAUUUACUGUCCAUCAACAAACUGCAUGAAGCCGUAGACCUCCUGAGAUCUCACAGACUCUAUAGAGAAGCCAUUGCUUUGGUGAAGGCCCGGCUGCCUCAGGACGACCCGGUUCUGAAGGAGUUGUACCAGAGCUGGGCUGCAGUGCUGGAGAAAGACGGGCACUUCUCUACAGCUGCCAAAUGUUAUCUUGCAGCUGGCUCCAGUUUUGAUGCCGUUAAAGUGAUCUCCAGGAAGAAUGAGGUGUCUUCUAUUCGAGCGGCGGCGGAUGUGGCUCAGAUCUGCGGAGAAGCGACUCUGUUCCGGUCUCUGUCUUUGAGAUGUGCCAAAGAACUUUCCCAGGCUCAAGACUGGAGCAGCGUUCAAGACGUCCUACAAAACCAGGACGCUCUGCUGGUUUACAGACUACACUUCUCUUUGGCUGAGUUUUUGUUCCAGUUUUUGUCAGAAUCUGGAGCCUUUCCUGCCUCUUCUGCAGUGGGCAGUGGCUUGUGGGUGUCAGCAGACAGUGACCUCUCUUUUAUAAAACGAGUGGAGCGAGUUUGGGAUGAGCAGUUUAGAGUCUCUCGCACAUCAGAAGGACCUUGUGAUGUUAAAAGUUUACUACAAGAACUGAAGUCUGUAGAGAGCCCUCAACCAACAGCAAAUGUGCCACUGAAACAGGUUAUGUUGUUGUCAUCUCUACACCUCACUCGGGCGUUUUUGUGUUUCCUGUGUGAGGAAGAGGAGCAGACGAUGAAGGAGCUGUGGUGGGCCGUGUCCUCAGUCAAAGACACCGGGCAUUUCUUAGUGUUUUUGCAACUUUGUCAUCUACUGUUUCCUGAUGGCGACAUUGCCGUUUUUUCAAGUCAAAAGUCUUCAGACACACAAUCUGCUGCUGCCUUAAGUUUACAAUCAUUCGUCCGCUACCUCCAAAUGUAUGAACUCUGGUGGAGCAGCUCUUUGGCGAAUGGAGACGGGAUUGUCCAGAGUGGAGCAGCUGGGACAAAAGAGGAGCAGGAAAAAGAGUUUUCCAGACGAGAUUUGGGAUUUGAGGUGUUACUGUGUGAGUCAACCGCUGCUGCUCAGUCAGUGCAGAGAGCUGUGGGCGAGAUCCAGGACAAACUGAGCGCUCUGGUGACGAAACAUCAGACCCAGGGACAGGAGGGAGAGGAGGAGCGGCAAAAUGGAGUCACUAUGGCAACGCACAGACAAGAAACGACAGCGAAUGGAGAGGAGCCUGAGACGUUUCUGUCUUUGUCCAUGAAGAUGUCGCAGUAUCAGAAACAACUGUCAGACCUGCCAGACUCAGUCAAGGGCUUUCCUCGGCCUGAUGUGCUCGAGUGCAGCCUCGUGUUGCUGCUUUUAGGCAGGUCCUCUUCAGUUGUCUCUGAAACUCUAAAAUGCAAAUCCACAGACCUGCUUAGGAGAUUUGGGAUGAGUUCAUGUUAUUUCAAAGCUGCUCAAAAACUCACCUCAACUUAAACCAAAAAUACACAAACUUUGACUCCACCGCUUUUUCUUAUCACCGAAGAGACUGAUAAUUAUUUUACUAUUACACAUUUUGAAUGGCAUCUGAUUGUUUUUGUAAAAGAAUGCAUCUCUGUGUGUUUGUAUCUGUAACAAUAUGGCAGUUAAAACUGUUUGGACAUUGGCUCCAAAAUGUAACGCCCGUGAUAAAAUAUUAAACAUGAUUUAAACAUUUGAAAUGAAUGGAGUAUUGUUAAAUUUGACAAACUUUCACUCAAAUAUAAAUGUUUCAAUAAACUAG
Periophthalmus magnuspinnatus is the source of this 4614-nucleotide messenger RNA. It is a transcript of the gene gemin5, whose product is annotated as gem (nuclear organelle) associated protein 5. The record is from RefSeq and is a predicted model, not a curated record. Gene Ontology annotation, molecular function: protein binding. Bases 108 to 4328 code for a protein of 1406 amino acids. The transcript is spliced from 28 exons. NCBI's taxonomy places the organism in Eukaryota, Metazoa, Chordata, Actinopteri, Gobiiformes, Gobiidae.